AAACGAGUUCAGACCCUGGGUAGACAUCAAGCCUGUGAAAGCUAUAAAAGCAAAGGCCCAGUACAAGCCACCAGAGGAGAAAAUGACCCACGAAACUAGUUACAGUGCUCAAUUCAAGGGGGAAACCAGUAAGCCUGCUCCAGCCGAUAACAAAUUCCUGGAGCGCAGAAGGAUACGCACUCUCUACAGCGAACCCUACAAAGAACCACCAAAGGUGGAAAAGCCUAGCGUAAAGCCUUCCAAACCAAAAAAGACCACAACAAGCCAUAAACCCCUGAAAAAGGCCAAAGACAAGCAGAUUGCAUCUGGUCGGGCUGCCAAGAAAAAGAGCGCUGAGACCUCCAACACAGCAAAGCCAGAGGACAAGGAGAAAAGUAAAGAGAUGAACAAUAAACUGGCUGAGGCAAAAGAGACCCCUGAAAAAAACACUGGUGCUACAGACCAAGAACCAAGUACCUUAGUGCAGGAUCAACGCACAUGAAGUCAAGCACUUUCCUCUGAGCGGCCGUUGGAGCAAACAUAGAGUCUGCAUGAAAUGUGUAUCAUCCGGCUGGCAUACAAUAAAGCUGAUGA
Molecule: messenger RNA, 573 nt
Organism: Phaethon lepturus (White-tailed tropicbird)
Lineage: Eukaryota; Metazoa; Chordata; Aves; Phaethontiformes; Phaethontidae
Gene: MAP6
Product: microtubule-associated protein 6
Exons: 3
Biological process (GO): cytoskeleton-dependent intracellular transport; dendrite morphogenesis; regulation of microtubule cytoskeleton organization
Cellular component (GO): axon; Golgi-associated vesicle; microtubule
Molecular function (GO): calmodulin binding; microtubule binding
Source: RefSeq, a predicted model, not a curated record